Molecule: messenger RNA, 1623 nt
Organism: Plutella xylostella (diamondback moth)
Lineage: Eukaryota; Metazoa; Arthropoda; Insecta; Lepidoptera; Plutellidae
Gene: Cchl
Product: Cytochrome c heme lyase
Biological process (GO): cytochrome c-heme linkage
Cellular component (GO): mitochondrion
Molecular function (GO): holocytochrome-c synthase activity
Source: RefSeq, a predicted model, not a curated record
UGAUUGGCAGCACUGAUAAAAAAUCAUUUCGACAUUUCCUAACCCCAGUUUUGAUUCCAUUGGAAAUAUUAAAAUUUGUCUUGUUGUGCGUUAAAAGUAUUAUUGCAGUGCUUGUAUAGCAUUAAAACAUACAUAGUAUCCAUUAGUUUCAAUUGAAGCUAUGGAAUAAUUGUCAUGUGUUAAAUUGUUCUUACGUAAGCUGCAUCCGAAAUAACUUACGAAAAAAUGGGCAAUAGUGUAUCUGCUUUUUCUGGGGUCACCCCUUCCGAUAAAGUGAAUCCUCCUCCGUCAUGCCCCAUGCACAAGAAGACUCCUGAAGAGGCCGCUCCACCAGCGCCAGCAGCAAAGCCUUCAGAAUGCCCUGUCCAACACGGGAACGAUGUCAAUCCUUACAACAUGAUGCCCCCAGCCAAUCAGCAACCAGCCCCUGACCAGCCCUUCAAUCUUCCAACCAACCGCCAAGUGUCGUCCAUCCCCCGCGCCAUGCCCGACGGCUCCACAGAGUUCUGGGUGUACCCAAGCCAGCAGAUGUUCUGGAAUGCCAUGCUCCGCAAGGGCUGGCGCUGGAAGGACGAGGAUAUCAAGCCCAAAGACAUGGACGACAUUAUUAAAAUCCACAAUGCCAACAAUGAGCAGGCUUGGCAAGAAGUGUUGAAAUGGGAGGCCCUACAUGCUAAGGAAUGUGGGCACCCUCGCUUGAAGAGUUUUGGAGGCAAAGCCACUGACUACAGUCCACGGGCCAGAUUCCGCAAUCUGUUGGGAUAUGAACUGCCAUUUGACCGCCAUGACUGGAUCGUGGACAGAUGCGGCAAAGAUGUCAGAUACAUUAUUGACUACUACGACGGGGGCGAACUGGACAACAAAUACCAGUUUGCCCUCCUGGAUGUGAGGCCAGCCUUUGAUUCUGUUGAAAAUGUCUGGGACAGAAUGAAGGUGACCUACAUGAGGUACCGCUAUGACCUUCUGGGAUCUAAGGAGGAGAAAUUAAGUCAAUAAUUAGAUAUUUUAAAGCCAUUAAAUAUGUCAAACACCUUGAGACAUCAUGGACUUAUUCUAUUAAGCAAUAUGAUCACAUCGGCCAUAUUAAAUUCAUCAUUCAUCACAGAAGAAUGCUUGAUGUAGUGAGUUUGUAAAUUCCCAGCUGAUUUCAACAGUCUGAAAUAUAUCUGGGUUUAUUUACCUAUGUAUAUUAUGCAUUACAGUAUGAAAUCUCUUGGAUUGUGAGUCAAUACGAUGUUGGUAGUCACGGGCAAUAGGCCAAUCUAUUAACUAUAGUCUAGUGUUGUCCAUGGUUGUACUUAAUUAUUAAAAUUAUGCUGAACAUUAAGUUGGCAAGAUGAUGGUGGGGUUCUCCUGUCGGCGUAUUUUGUCACUGUAGAAACUCUUUGUGAUCAUGUUUUAAUUGUUACAAAUAAUAGAGAUUACAAAGUUAUUUUUUUUUAAGUUCUUAUAGUUUGAAACUAUACUUUGACUAACUGAAUAUUUAUUUCAAUCAAAAGUAAUAUCUCAUCCUACUAUAACAUUAAAUUAUUAUAAAUUGAAAGCCCAUAAAGCUGAAAACUACUGCCUAUUACUGAUAUGUUUGGGUUUACACUUAAUAAAAAUAAUUUAAGUGAUGUUUAA